This is a messenger RNA of Cucurbitaria berberidis CBS 394.84, 1421 nucleotides long. RefSeq lists its product as uncharacterized. The record is from RefSeq and is a predicted model, not a curated record. NCBI's taxonomy places the organism in Eukaryota, Fungi, Ascomycota, Dothideomycetes, Pleosporales, Cucurbitariaceae. The transcript has a single exon. Bases 160 to 1251 code for a protein of 363 amino acids.
GUGGCUGUCCUGAGAGGCUCCGCACAUUGAUGAGGCACCGUACGUAACUACCAUAAGUUUCCCCAGCCUGUAGUCACCUGACCUGUCAAAGCAGCAGCAAAGCAAGCCGGCGAGCCUAUCUUCUGCAUCGGAAGCGCGGGACAAGUUCUGUUCCAAAAGAUGGACACAGUCUUUAGAGGCGCGUUAAUUGACCCGGCGCUCUUUCACGCCCUCUCGCUUGUGCUUGCUCUUGCGGCAUAUAACAACCUCCCAAAUAUAGAGAUCCUCACAUACCGAGGAGAACUCCUAAAUGGUCUUAACACGAUCAUGAGAAAGCCAGGCUGGAAACCAAAGGUAUCAUCUAUUACAGCGAUGUUGAUGCUUAUUAGCUAUGAAUAUCGCGUUGAUGGUGCCAAUUGCGACAGCAUUCGUGCACACAUCCAGGGUGUGCAAGCGAUCAUGAACAUGUGCCAGGCUGAAGAUGUCACUGCUGUUGACCAAGUCCAACGUGCACUCUUUUGGCAAGACCUGAUAAGUUGUCUGGUGCUUGGAACCUCGCGACUGCUCUCCCACAACUGUUACCAGGAAUUUCGAAACUUGAGAAUCGUUAACGUUACGAAAGAACUGCCCCUAGGCUUCCUGGAAGUUACUUACAUGUGGCACAUGGAGUUUGCGGCCGUGGUUCAAGACCUAACCGGGCUAUGCACGCUCGUAGACAAAUGCGAUCCUACCCGGACAUUCAUCGACGAGUUACCUAUCGACGACUCUCAAGCGAAUAUAGAAUCUCGACUGGUGGACCUGCUGAGCGAGUCGAGAUCCUCGCCGGCGUGCGUUGACUCCAUUUAUGAAGCUUGCAUCUUCGCUACAUACUUGUGUACGUACAACUUGUCAACCGGCAUCUGGAUGGGGUGUUUUGUCCCUGAGGUUUGUGUGAGUCGGAUCAUUGGAUGCGUCACAGAAGCUGUACACGAUCCAUUAUGGGAUUCCGUUCCUGGUCUGUUACUCUGGCUUUUGUGUGUGAGUGGAGGAUUAACUGAGCGAAAAGAUGUCAGGAAGCAAGUUACAGUACUGAUACAAAGCGUGUUUCUCCUCCAUAUGGAAGGAAUACACCAAGACUGGCAUGUUUGCAAAGGUAUCUUGAGAAACUACGUUUGGUCUGAACGCGCCAUGGAGCGGAAGAUAUUUCGGGUUUGGAAAGACCUGCAUCCCGAGUCGAGCGGGGCAUUGGAGGCGCGAGAUGAACUGGGUCCUCUUUGGUCCUGUGUACUAUGAAGUAGCCGCGCGAGCAACAAGAGUGAAAGAUUAUGCGCAAUGUAUACAGCAUUGCAAGCAGAAUGUCUCGGGCAACAAAAGAAGGGCGCAAGGGCGAGGGCAAGGGCUGCACCUUCCCGUUCGGUAUGCUGAGUCAGCACCACCCACCAACAUAUCAACCGAGACGCAGU